Aureobasidium musti is the source of this 2064-nucleotide messenger RNA. Lineage: Eukaryota; Fungi; Ascomycota; Dothideomycetes; Dothideales; Saccotheciaceae. The record is from the annotation of a GenBank genome assembly.
AUGGGGCGUUUCCAUCCAGUCUACAUCCGACGCUCGGAUGGCAUGCUGGAGACAGCCACAAAGACGGGUGCCAGAAUCGUCAAAGAGGCCAACAAGCCCACGCCUAAGCAGCUGGACGACAAACCUAAACCAGAUGGAGUCAAGGAUUACUAUCGCGAAGUCGCCAUCGACGAGUCCAAGCACAUGGACUGGAGAAGAAAGCUUGCUGCAAUGCUUGCUCGCGACCUCAAUCUCGACAUGGCCCACUUUCCCGAGAACUACCGACUUUUCGAACACGUCAAGACAGCAAAGAAGGAAGAAGGAGCACCCAAGACAAAGACGCAUGCUGGAGGUGGUAACGAGCGUCAAGAUGCCUACCUGUACGGCCACCCUCUCGGGCGCAAGAAGCGCUUCAGAAGUCCCGGUGAUUUCUACCCACAUCUGCUCUGGCUGGCCACCGACCCUGACGGCGACUCGGAUAAUUGCGCUUGCAAGAUCUGCUGUCCUGAGGAGCUCGACGCUUCCAUGAAAGAGAAGGACACAAACACGAACCCGCUUCUCGCUCGUCGGCCCUCUAACCAGACNCAAACCUUCCAAUACGCCCACCCCGCUACUCAGUCUUCGACUCCCGCCGUCGUUACCGCUCGUAACGAUGCUACGCUGACUUCACGCACUCCACAACCCGUGGCAGCUACUGCCCAUGCCCUCGCUGCCGCACAAGCUGCUUCACGGACCCCACUCAAACCCGAGGACUAUGACAUUGAUCGCCAAUAUGGCGUCUUCCUGUUUCGCCAAGGCGAGAUGGUCUGGUUUGACCGUCAAGGCGCAUGGGGUCUGGGUGUCAUCGUCGAGAGGACCAAGGUCGGCAACAAUUCCAACUACAGGGUGCAGCCUCUCUCCUUCCCCGAUCAUCCAACGCAAUCAGUCACAAUCACAAGAGACCGCGACCUUCGUCCAUGGCUGGCAUGGUCGGUUCCUCCAUACACCCACCAAGCUCUGAACCAAGUGACGCAUCCACUGCACUAUAGCACUUUCGAUUUUGCAGCCUUGGCUCAAGGAAAGUACGGCCCGGGCACUACUGAGAUCGAUGCUAGUAUCAUGGCUGCAAAGGCUAUCGACGCCACAUAUACUCCCUUCUGUCCUUCAUCACGCUCUGAAACUCAAUCAUACACAGAGAUUCGCUGGGAUGCCAUCUACCUAGGAGCUGAGAAGAUCUGGGUCAACGAGCCUGUUCGCUUGGCUGCUCCUGCAGGACAAGAAGCGCCUCGCGUCCUCAUCGUCAGAGCCAUUGUCGAACGUUCUCAAAAGUCUUCACAGCAAGCUUAUUCCUCGGUCUCCUUCAUAGGAGAUGUCUACGUCAUGUUGCCAGCACCAAUGGAACCCAUCACCAUGAGCCGCGCUCCCAACGGCAUAGUCUCUGGUUCUGAUACGACUAAUGUCCCACUGCGUUUGCUGGAAGACAUACGUCGUCGCAACAUUGCCACUAUCCAAGCAAAGGGCAAGGCUUACCAGUGGAAGCUCCUCGAACGGAACAAAGUCGUGGACCUGAAGGAAGUCAAAGGCAGAUGGUAUGAGUCUACCUUAUUCCUUCCGAUUCUCCUACCGCGCCAAGCAGAGGAAUACGAAGAACGUGUCAGAGAAGGCGUGAUCCCUGAAGUUUUGGUUCUGAUGAAUGGUCACGGCGACUGCAACAAAGAUCCUAAUGACCACAGACGACUGCUUCCAGACGUACGGGCGGCCACACGCGAACAGGCGUGGGGCAAAGCCGUACCAGCUCGCACUAUCCUUCAAGAUAGCUCAAAUCGACAUGUUGCGACACAGCCGCCUGGUCCAGCACAGCAGCAGCAACAAUCACGCGUUGUCAGUGGUGGUGGUGGUGUAGCACCCGGCUACCAGAUUCCUAACGGACAUCAGAAUCACGCGAGUGUUGCAGCUGCGAGUAAUAAUGCAUCGACAUCUGCUUCAGCCGCACCUUCGGCUCAGCAGAUAUCAGACAACCCAGCAACCGGUUUCGAAGAGUUCAUGGACUUGGACGGUCUUGGUGGCGCCGACAUGAUGGGUGGCUUUGACCAAUCUUAUGUUUGA